Racocetra fulgida is the source of this 184-nucleotide messenger RNA. The record is from the annotation of a GenBank genome assembly. NCBI's taxonomy places the organism in Eukaryota, Fungi, Glomeromycota, Glomeromycetes, Diversisporales, Gigasporaceae.
GCUGCUAAAGAAUUAGACACCUCCUUCAAUAGUUUAAUUUUGUCUACUCUUAGAAAACAAAUUAGACUCCUAGGUGUUAUUAAGGAAGUUUUUAUAGAAAUUGCAGAAAUUAUUAUUUCUAUUUCUAUGGAAGUUGUACUAGCAACUACUUAUUCUCUUAUAUUAGAAAAUAAUUGGUUACAAA